AUGCCUCUGGAUAUUGACCCCAACUAUGUUCUGCAGGCCGCGCGACUGAUGGCCAUUGUUGCAGCGGCGCCUCACCAGGACGACCCUCGCUAUCCGGACUGGGAGACGAGGAUUUACCUCGAAGUGAGUCGGCUUGAAAAGAGUUUCCCGCAGCCCUUGAAGUCGUUGAGGAUGCCUGGGAUUGUCAUCAGCGCGUUGCUGGAAUUCACCCAGGCAUACCAGCAGAAGGCCCUGGCGCGGCUGGACCACAUAUCGAACGACAACGAGAGGAUAUACAAGAGGUACCCUCUGGCUGUGUGCGAGUAUGGGGAGUGUGAGGACCUGGGAAGGCAGUGGUGGACUGAAGAUCCAUAUUGCAAGCUGCCACCGGUGAAGAGUACGCCAGCGGAGGGCUGGGGCAAUGUGCCAGCCGAUGACGACACCCAGGGACGUGGUGAGGAGGACCUGGCUACCGGGGACCUCAUCACCAAGGGGAAAGGCAAGGAGAGAGCUGACAAUGACGUCGGGACAGGCAUGGUGGGUGAGCAUAUCGUCCACGUGGAGGUGGGGGAGGACAAGGGAAAGGGCAAGAGCAAGGAGAAGGCGCAGGGGAAGGUGGCGCAUGCGAUGAGCGAGGAAGAGGAUGGGGGAGAGGGAGAGGGAGAGGGAGAGGAGCAGGAGGGCGAGGAUGACGAUGAUGCCGACAGUGACAAGGACGACGAUGCCGACAAAGAUGACGAUGAUGAGAUGGCGGAAGAUGUGCCGGGUGCAGGCCAGCCCGAAUCCAUCGAGGUCGAUGCGGCGUCGCCCCCUCCGCCAACUGCCAGACCAAUAUCGAUCUCGCCAGCUGCCCCAUCACUCCGAAAGUGCAAGGCGGUCAUCACAGAGUCGAGUGAGGAGAGUGAGAACGAGGAGGCGGCUCCGAAGGUGAAGCGGAUGAAGCCGAUCAAGGUCGCAAAGGAGAAAGGCGAGGCCCCGACCACCUCUGGCCGAGCGCAGCGUGCACAGAAGAGGAUGGCGCAGACCGAGGUGGAGGGCUCGAAGGUGAGCACGAAGAAGAGCGGGAAGAGGAAGGCGAAGGAGUCAAGCGAUGAAGAGGAAGUACCGAUCGUCAAGCCGCCAAAGAAGAAGCGUGCGAUGAAGGAAUACAAGAGCAAGGAGUUCAUCGAAAGCGAAGACGAGACUCCGGCACCGCCUUCCAAUCUACCCGCCAAGACUGCAGGGGACUCUAACGAUGGUGUUGCAAAGACGAACGCCCCUGCCAAACCUGUCAAACAGACAACGAGGAUGACGGCGAUGCCUCAUGUCGCACUGAAGGUGAAGGUGAAGGGGAAGGCAAAGGCGACGGCGAAGGGGAAGGCGACGGCGAAGGGGAAGGCGAAGGUGAUGGUGUCGCAGAAGGACAUGUGGAAAAAGACGUCCACCCGCGUGUCUGACUUCAUGUGGGCACACGCAACAGAUUCGCUCGUCCCUUGCAUUGGCUGCCAGGAGAAAGAGUGGCCAUGCAAGCUCAACACCGCCAACUUCGGUCGCUGCCUCGAAUGUGCAGCAUGA
Molecule: messenger RNA, 1533 nt
Organism: Sparassis crispa
Lineage: Eukaryota; Fungi; Basidiomycota; Agaricomycetes; Polyporales; Sparassidaceae
Exons: 4
Coding region: 1-1533 (510 amino acids)
Source: RefSeq, a predicted model, not a curated record